Apaloderma vittatum (bar-tailed trogon) is the source of this 619-nucleotide messenger RNA. It is a transcript of the gene TNNI2, whose product is annotated as troponin I type 2 (skeletal, fast). Gene Ontology annotation, biological process: muscle contraction. The transcript is spliced from 7 exons. The coding region runs from base 30 to 581 and encodes 183 amino acids. The record is from RefSeq and is a predicted model, not a curated record. Gene Ontology annotation, cellular component: troponin complex. Lineage: Eukaryota; Metazoa; Chordata; Aves; Trogoniformes; Trogonidae.
GUCGCAGGCUCGCAACCAUCUAAAGCAAGAUGUCUGAUGAAGAGAAAAAGAGGAGGGCAGCCACUGCCCGUCGGCAGCACCUGAAGAGUGCUAUGCUCCAGCUCGCUGUCACUGAAAUAGAAAAAGAAGCAGCUGCUAAAGAAGUGGAAAAGCAAAACUACUUGGCAGAGCAUUGCCCUCCUCUGUCGCUCCCAGGAUCCAUGCAGGAACUUCAGGAGCUGUGCAAAAAGCUUCAUGCCAAGAUAGAGUCAGUGGAUGAGGAGAGGUAUGACACAGAGGUGAAGCUACAGAAGACUACCAAGGAGCUGGAAGACCUGAGCCAGAAGCUCUUUGACCUGCGGGGCAAGUUCAAGAGGCCACCCCUGCGCAGGGUGCGCAUGUCCGCCGAUGCCAUGCUGCGGGCUCUGCUGGGCUCCAAGCACAAGGUCUGCAUGGACCUCCGAGCCAACCUGAAGCAAGUCAAGAAGGAAGACACCGAGAAGGAGAAGGAUCUCCGCGAUGUUGGGGACUGGAGGAAGAACAUCGAGGAGAAGUCCGGCAUGGAGGGCAGGAAGAAGAUGUUCGAGGCUGGCGAGUCCUAAGCACCUACCUCUCCACAUCCGUCCUCUGCUCCCUCCUG